AUGGCUGAAAGAUUAGAUGUCGUCAUUUUUGGUGCUAGUGGAUAUACAGGAAAAUAUGCCAUCAUCAGCUCAAUCAAUAUAUUAAAGGGAUACAAGUGGGGUGUUGCAGGAAGAAAUAAGCAAAAGUUACAAGAUACAUUAAAGGAAGUCGAGAAAAAGACUAAUCAGGAACUAUCAAGCAUUCCAAUAAUAAUCGCAGAUAUUAAUGAUGAAAAGUCAUUGAAAGAAAUGACAUCACAAGCUAAAGUGGUGGUUAACUGCUGUGGACCAUAUAGAUUCUAUGGCGAACAAGUCGUUAAGGCAUGCGUUGAAACUUCUACUAGUCAUGUAGAUGUAUCAGGCGAGCCUCAAUACAUGGAAACAAUGCAAUUAAAGUAUAAUGAUGCUGCUCGUGAAAAAGGCAUUUACAUUGUGUCAGCUUGUGGAUUUGACAGCAUUCCAGCAGAUAUGGGAACUGUCUUUUUACAAGAACAGUUUAAUGGUACAGUGAAUUCAGUCGAGACUUUCAUAACUUGGGGAUUUACUGAAGGAUAUAAGCCAUCAGGAGCAAGCAUUCAUUAUGGAACUUAUGAAUCUGCAGUUUAUGGAUAUGCUCAUGCAAAUGAAUUGGGCGGAAUUAGAAGACAAUUGUUUAAGAACAGACUUCCAAAAUUUACACCAACUCUUAAGAACAAACCUUUUGCACAUAAGCAGCCAGUCAUUGGAGAUAAAUGGUGCAUCCAGUUCAUGGGAUCAGAUAGAUCUGUUGUUUCUCGUUCACAAAGAUUCUUUUUUGAAGAACAAAAUAAACGACCAGUCCAAAUGCAAGCUUAUAUCUCAUUUGGAAGCUUCUUUGCCUUAACUACAACCAUUUUCAUCGGAUUUAUAUUUGGAAUUUUGGCACGUUCUGAAUUUGGCAGACGUUUACUAUUGAAUCAUCCAAAAUUCUUUACAUUUGGUGCUGUAAGUCACGAAGGUCCAUCAGAAGAGAAGAAUGCAAAUUCAAUUUUAGGAAUGUACUUUGUUGGUGAAGGAUGGAAGGAAAAACUAAGCGAACCAACUGAUCAAUUUGAUGCUCCAAUGAACAAGAAAAUUAUUACAAAAGUAACAUCUAAGGAUCCUGGAUAUGGAGCUACCUGCGAUGCUCUAGUCUUGACUGCCAAGACUAUUUUGAAGGAAAGUGAUAAGAUGCCUAAUAAUGGUGGUGUUUUUGCUCCAGCAGCUGCUUUCAGCAAUACUAGUUUAUUGAAAGAAUUGCAGAAUAAUGGAUACACAUUUGAAGUAAUUAAGGUUGAAGAGAAGUAA
Messenger RNA from Chironomus riparius, 1284 nucleotides. The record is from the annotation of a GenBank genome assembly. Lineage: Eukaryota; Metazoa; Arthropoda; Insecta; Diptera; Chironomidae.